AGGUGUCGCUGGCGGAGGCAGUGACGGGGGGACACAGCCGCCACUGAAUAUCCCUGUGCAAGUUUCUUCGCUUUCCUGUGCAUCAGUGCUUACAUUGGGGUAAUAAUAAAUGGUGUGUUAAAAAAUUAAAUGAGGCGGUCAAGAAGGAACCGUGUCCUGGCCCGCGCGGAGCCCGGGGUGGAGGCUGGCAUGCGAGGGCCGAAGUGAUUCAUCCGCUGGUCUCCACAUCGACCGCGCCUCGUGUCCCCGGCGCUCCUGGUCUACAAUGGCAGCGGCCGCCAGCCCCGCGGUCCUUCCGCGCCUCGCGAUUCUUCCGUACCUGCUAUUCGACUGGUCCGGGACGGGGCGGGCCGACACUCACUCUCUCUGGUAUAACUUCACCAUCAUUCAUUUGCCCAGACAUGGGCAACAGUGGUGUGAGGUCCAGAGCCAGGUGGAUCAGAAGAAUGUUCUCUCCUAUGACUGUGGAAGUGACAAGGUCUUAUCUAUGGGUCACCUAGAAGAGCAGCUGGAUGCCACAGAUGCCUGGGGAAAACAACUGGAAAUGCUGAGAGAGGUGGGGCAGAGGCUCAGACUGGAACUGGCUGACACUGAGCUGGAGGAUUUCACACCUAGUGGACCCCUCAUGCUGCAGGCCAGAAUGUCUUGUGAGUGUGAAGCCGAUGGAUGCAUCCGUGGAUCUUGGCAGUUCAGCUUCGAUGGACAGAAGUUCCUCCUCUUUGACUCAAACAACAGAAAGUGGACAGUGGUUCACGCUGGAGCCAGGCGGAUGAAAGAGAAGUGGGAGAAGGACAGCGGACUGACCACCUUCUUCAAGAUGGUCUCAAUGGGAGACUGCAAAAGCUGGCUUAGAGACUUCCUGAUGCACAGGAAGAAGAGGCUGGAACCCACAGCACCACCCACCGUGGCCCCAGGCUUAGCUCAACCCAAAGCCAUAGCCACCACCCUCAGUCCCUGGAGCUUCCUCAUCAUCCUCUGCUUCAUCCUCCCUGGCAUCUGAGGAGAGUCAUUUAGAGUGACAGGUAGAAGAUGAUAUCAAGAAGCCUCUGUUAGCCUGGUCUGGGUCCUGCUCUCCCUUCAGGGAGGCCGCCUGUCUACUCACCACUGUGCCUUUCUGGAAAGCAGGAGUUCAAGCCUUAGCAAGCCCACAGGCCCCCAGCAGAUGAUGAGGACAUUUUCGACUCAACAUCUCAGGCCACUCAUUACCUUCGCUCAUGAUCCCAGCAGCCAUUUUUCUUAACACCUUCUGCCACUUUCUCUCGGUGCUAAUGGAUGGAAUUCCUGCACAAGUUUUAACUGAACAAGAAAUCCCAGCAAAAGGCAUUUUCUUUCUACUUCUUUGAUUGUGGAAAAGCAGACACUUCUCUGAAGCAUGACCUUAUUCUUCGAAAUGGUAUUGCUAGUAAAAUAGCAUGCUGGACUUCAGACCUCAGGGAUCCUUUCCAUGCACUGACCAAGAAUUGUAUUAAUCCUUUUUAUCAUUAUAGUUUUUUUACAUUUUCUCAUUCUGUCAACCAUAUUGGAGUGAAGUGGCAUAGUCAUCACUCACUGUAAUCUCCAGCUCCUGGGCUCAAGUGAUCCUCUAGACUCAGCCUCUAGAGUAGCUGGGACUACAGGCGCAUGCCACCAUGCCUGGCAAAUUGUUUUAUAUUUAGGUAGAGAUUGGGUCUUCCUAUGUUGCGCAGGUAAUAAAACUGUGAAAAUCCUGGAAUAUAAGCUAAGAAAUACCAAUGUGGACAUAGGGCCUGGCAAAGAUUUCAUGAACAAGACACUAAAAACAAUUGUAACAAAAACAAAAAUUGACAAAUGGGACCUCAUUAAACUAAAGAGCUUCUUCACAGAAAAAGAAACUAGCAACACAGUAAACAGACAGCCUGUAGAAUGGGGAAACUAUUUGCGAACUCUGCAUCUGACAAAGGUCCAAUAUCCAGAAUCUACAAAGUACUUAAACAAUUCGACAAGAAGAAAAAACCCAAUUAAAAAAUGUGCAAAGACAUGAACAGACACUUUUCAAAAGAAGACAUACAAGUGGCCAACAAACAUGAAAAAAUGCUCAGUAUCACUAAUCAUCAGAUAAGUGCAAAUCAAAACUGCAAUGAGUUACCAUCUCUUACCAGUCACAAAGUCAGAGAUGGUGGUGAGGCUGCAGAGCAAAAGAAACAGACACUGUUGGUGGGAAAGCAAACUUGUUCAGCCGCUGUGGAAAGCAGUUUGGAGAUUUCUCCAAGAACUUAAAAAUAGAACUACCAUUCAAUCCCGCAAUCCCACUACUCAGGAUAUAUCCACAGGAAAAUAAUUCAUUUUAUCAAAAAGACAACUGCACCAAUAUGUUCAUUACAGUGCUAUUCUCACUAGCAAGGACACAGAAUCAAUCUAAGUGCCCAGCAACAGUGAAUUGAAUGAAAAAAAUGUGGUACAUAAACACCAUGGAAAUCUAUGCAGCCACGAAACACAGCAAAAUCAUGUCCUUUUCAGCAACAUGGAUGGAACUAGAGGCUAUUAUCCUAAGCAACCUAAUGUAAGAACAGAAAACCACAUACUGCAUGUUCCCAUUGGAAAGUGGCAGCUACACAUUGAAUUCACAUGAACCACAGGCACUGGAGAUCACUAGACAGGUGAGACAGGAGGGGCACCUGGGCUGAAAAACCACCUGUUGGGUACCAUGCUUACUGUUUGAGUGAUGAGAUCAUUGGGACACCAAGCCUCAGCCUCCCAAAAUCUACCCAUGUAACAAACCUGUAUGUGUACCCUUUAAUCUAUAAUAAAGGUUAAAAUUAAAGAUUCGUAAGUAAAAUAAAAUGACAUAGAGCCCUCCAAAAAAUGGGGUUAACUGACUGGAACGAGAGAACUUUGCACUAUGAACGCUAACCCAGAUCAAAAACUAAACUCUAGUCGUUUAAAAUAAUCAUAAGUUGUAUAUGAUGAUAAUUGUAUAAAAGUUAUACGUGAAAGUGCCAAACCCUAAAAUUAAACACUGUAUAAUGAAAUUAUACAAGA
Gorilla gorilla gorilla (western lowland gorilla) is the source of this 2997-nucleotide messenger RNA. RefSeq names its product UL16 binding protein 3 (gene ULBP3). Gene Ontology annotation, biological process: positive regulation of T cell mediated cytotoxicity; antigen processing and presentation of endogenous peptide antigen via MHC class Ib; immune response. The transcript is spliced from 6 exons. Gene Ontology annotation, cellular component: external side of plasma membrane. The record is from RefSeq and is a predicted model, not a curated record. Lineage: Eukaryota; Metazoa; Chordata; Mammalia; Primates; Hominidae. Bases 266 to 1000 code for a protein of 244 amino acids.